Molecule: messenger RNA, 3258 nt
Organism: Sceloporus undulatus (fence lizard)
Lineage: Eukaryota; Metazoa; Chordata; Lepidosauria; Squamata; Phrynosomatidae
Exons: 10
Coding region: 14-736 (240 amino acids)
Source: RefSeq, a predicted model, not a curated record
AUGCAACAAAAGGAUGCCGUGUCAGACCCAUUGUGACACUGAAAAAAAACAACUUAAGCACAGCCAGAACACAACCAAGGACUUCCCUGAAGGAGAGAGAGCUCAGUCUUCUCUAUGUAUUGGCAAUAUGUCUAAUGGAGAGAACGUUUCAAGGUCUGGUAGCAAAGACCAGUCCCAACCAGAAAUAGCUGAUGCUCCUUCUGUAUCUGAGUCAGUGCAUCUCAAAUGUUCUGGCUUCCUUCUCACUGUGGAAAAUGUUAAAAAACUUCAGGAAGAAUAUCCCACUACUAAAUCCAUCCUUACUCGACAGUCAAUAGAAGCAUAUAUUAACCAAAGUAAUCUGUUUCUGAAUGAGAAUGAAACUAGUACAGAAGAAAAUGAAACCAUUUCAAUAGAUUAUCAUGGAGAAGAUACCUGUGAUGAUCACAGAGAAAACAUUGAAGAAACUUUGAAGAAAGAUUUACAGACAAGAUCUCUGCCAUCUUCCGUUCAUGAAUAUCAGUCAUCAAAAAAACAUGAAGUUGCAGAUGUGGAGACUCAGACAGAAUGGAGUUACUCAGACAGAUCUGUGGAUUCCACUGAACAAAAAUCCAAACAGGCCUCAUACAGAUCUAAAGCAAGAAAGAAGCAAGAUCAGAGAAGUUUGAUUGUAAAGGAGAAAUAUGAAGGUGUUGAAAGGGAUGGCUACAAGAACGAGAUUUUGAGAAGUACAAAGAAUUAUUUGAACAAUACAUGAAAUUUGGCACAUGUACCAAAAUUAAAUUCAAAUUAUCAGACUACCUACCAAAACCCAAAAUAACCCUUAAAAAGCGUCGUCCAUCCCCCAAAGAACUACUGAAGAUAGACUUGGAGUUCAAAGCAGAGCACUUAAAGAACACGUCACAGUCUGCCCAGUCUUGGAGGAUGCCCCUGAGCUUGUAGCCCAACUUUGGGGCUUGUAAUGUAAACUGUAAGCUAUAUUGGACUAAGUCCCCUUGAGGGACUGAUGUAUUUUGAGGUAGGUAUAGCUAGGGAAUUUGCUGCUAUAUUUGCUCUUCUCGCAUCAGAAACACAACAGCUGCUUUCAAUCUGCAUUAAUCUGGUUAAUUUGAACAGGGUGAAUCUGGACCUUUGCAAUGGAUCCUACUUUGAUGAGAAAGAAAUCAGACAGAAGCACUGGAAUUGGUGGGACACCAACCAUCAUGUUCAUGGACCUCCUUUCCAGACCAUUAGCAUUCAACUGAAUGCUUACAUCCAGGUUAAAAUUAAAGCCCAGGAUCAACUCUUCCUAACAUUUACUAACCUUCAUCAAAGCCUGAAACUAAAUGUUGGUGCAAGGCUAAAGUUGAAAGAUCCAAACAUGCUUCUGUUUCUUCUACAUCCUGAAAUGGAUAGACAGCUAACCAAUCACUCCAGGAUUCUGCAGAUCAGAGGGCUCUUAACAAACUUACAGAAACUACUGAAAACAGUAUGUGCUAUUCCUGCUGAACAAACUGAUGACCUCUAUCACAUCAUAGAAGAACUGUGUGGCCAAAUGCAGCAGCGACAUAGAAGGUCAAAUAAAUCUAUAAGAAUCUGAGAAACAUGCGUAAUCAAGAAAAGAUUAUAACUUGCCCCAAGUCCUGUGCAUAGUCUAGCCAAUUGUUUUGUGUGAAACAACUCCUACCACCUUUCAGUGUGCUCAAUGAAUGAAAUCACAAUCCUGCUUGACAUUUAGGAAGAAGAUAAACAGUCACCACAAAUGUUUUUGGUUCAAAGAAAUCCAAUUUUUGUUUCUUCACUGCAGAACAGCAAUUAUUUUGCCUAGAAAACAAUAGAAGAAUCCAUUAUGUUAACGUAGCAGUGAACAGACAGCAGAAGCAGUAGUAGCAUCUUUAGCUCAAGUUUAAUAACAGAAGUUCACAGGAGGUGUUGGUAAAGUUUCAUUUCAUGCCAUAUUCCUCCUACCAUUGUAUAUAUAUUGUGUGAGGGACUGGUUUAAAUGUGGAUUAUGUCCAACCAGCAAAAUAGUUCACUGUUGUCAAAGCCAUGUUGCUGGAAAGAGUGAUGUUUAGAUAGCCCUGAAGUAUAGUCUCAUUCUGCUGCUGUUUUGUUUUAAAAAAAGAAAAGGGAGUGGGUAUUGUGAAGUCAAUGGCUAACAAUUCAAAGGAAGGUUAAGGGAGGAAUGACAGAUAGUUGCAAUUCUAAGCCAUUUACCAGACAGUAAGUACACAAUAAGGUAUUUUUUUAAGCAGACAUAAAACUGUUGGAAGACUACACUCCUUCACAGCAGGGUGGGAACUGUCUGAAUCUCCAGACAUGGCUGAACUACAGCUCCCCACAUUCCUCUCUAAUUACUUGGCAGUCCAAUCAUAUCUGGAGGACCACAUGCAUCCCAUCCUUGGUAUACUCACUGACACGGAUAUACUGUAGGCCCCAUUAAACUUGGUAUACCACUGCAUCAUUAAUAAAGUUUCUUGGAGUUGAGGCAUCCUGAUGAGACAUUACAGAUGUACCAAAUGAAAAGGGAGAUGUAUUUUUUAAUAUUAGAAAAAUAUUACCAUAUAUACCAUAUAUACAGGAGUAAAUGAUUAUACACAAUGAAGCACUGUUUCACACAUUAGGGGGACUUUUAAUUUUCAAAAAGAAAAAAAUGUAAAACCACUACCAAGAUAGAAAGAGCCUCCUGUAUUAUGGCCCACUCACCCCAUAGAAAGAAGCCACGAGAAGUUACCACUUUAAGAAAGUGUUAGCAACUGUCAGGGGUUGCACUGUCCCCCAUGAAACCUUGGAGGGUUACACCCAAAUUGAGGACAUAACCUUUACAUUUUUUUAAAAAAGUUUUUUUUAAAAUAAAUAAAUAAAUAAGUCUUCCUAGGGGCCAUGGGAUUAGUUUCAUCUCUUCUAAACAAAGCUAAAAUAACUCAGAGACUCAACAGACCACCCCUGCAGCUUCCCCUUUCCUAGCCGGAUCAGGGCUGCAACAACCUCACGCUGCAGCCCAGCCUUUCAAAGGCUCCUUUUUGCACCCUCAAAAGGGCGCCAUAGCCAUGUGUCAUCUGGACGCAGCGCUGGAGGCGUGCCAUGACACUGUAUGCCAUGUGGAGCGGUGCGCAGUGUCAGAACCCCUUCAUUCAUUUAGUCAUUCGGGGUUCUGUCAUGAUGAUGUAAAGAGUUUAGAUUAAGUCAUCUAAGUUAGUAAUUAGUUACAUGCACAUUGAUGAUAUGUAGAUACAACCUUCGCCUUGUUGUAUGAUGUGUUGGAAUGUUUGAAGGCAGACUGUUUAAAGCUGCUGAUCA